GUCCAACCUUCUUUCUCUCUCAUCUUUUCUUUAUAACCCAGCUAUCUACACUCUUCCCACCUCAGGGCCUCCCUCAAAUCACAGCACUUCCCUCUCUUCAACCCCUCUCUCUAUACUUUCCCCCCUCUAAAACUUUUUUGAGGGUACAAUUACGAGAUACAAAACAACAACAAUGGCUUCUCCACCGGACACAAGCAAAACCACCAAGCUAGAACGGUACAACAGCUACGUAAGAAGAGUGAACAGCACAAAGCUCUUAGCAGCUUCUUCAAAGCUUCUCUUCCGAGCCACUCUCUUAAUAGCUCUGAUUUUGAUCUUCUUAUUUACAAUAAACUACCCCCCAUUUUCAGAUAAUCACAAUUCCCACCACCACAACCUCCACAAAACCCACAAUUUCCUUUCCUCCGCCUUCUAUGGCAGCGGCGCAACCUGGGAAAAACAAGUCCGCCGCUCCUCCACCCCUCGCCGUCCCAACGGAUUUUCCGUCCUAGUUACCGGCGCUGCCGGAUUCGUCGGAACCCAUUGUUCUCUCGCCUUAAAAAAACGCGGCGACGGCGUUCUCGGCCUCGAUAACUUCAACUCCUACUACGACCCUUCUCUGAAACGUGCCCGCCAAAAUCUUCUGCAAAAACAUGAGGUUUUCAUUGUAGAAGGAGAUCUAAACGACGCCGAAUUGCUCACGAAACUGUUCGAUGUUGUCCCUUUUACCCACAUUCUUCACUUAGCUGCACAAGCUGGUGUUCGUUACGCAAUUCAAAACCCACAAUCGUAUGUGAAUUCAAACAUUGCUGGGUUCGUAAAUCUACUCGAAGUCGCAAAGAAUUCAGAUCCACAGCCCUCCAUUGUUUGGGCUUCAUCGAGCUCUGUCUAUGGUCUAAACACCAAGGUCCCAUUCUCUGAAUCAGACAGAACAGACCAACCAGCAAGUCUCUACGCUGCGACGAAGAAAGCCGGUGAAGAAAUAGCUCACACUUAUAAUCACAUCUAUGGCCUCUCUCUCACUGCCCUUCGGUUCUUCACAGUGUACGGACCAUGGGGAAGACCAGACAUGGCGUAUUUCUUCUUCACCAAGGACAUACUUCAGAACAAACCCAUAAAUAUUUAUCAAACACAGGACGAUAAAGAGGUGGCGCGUGACUUCACGUACAUUGACGACGUCGUUAAAGGGUGUCUCGGAGCUAUUGACACGGCGGAGAAGAGCACCGGCAGUGGUGGCCGGAAAAAAGCUCCGGCGCAACUGAGAGUGUACAAUUUGGGGAACACUUCGCCGGUGUCGGUGGGGAAGCUAGUGGGUAUACUGGAAAACUUGCUGAGUGUGAAGGCGAAGAAGCAUGUGAUUAGGAUGCCACGAAACGGCGACGUUCCGUUCACUCAUGCAAACGUGAGCCAGGCGUACAGGGACUUCGGGUACAAGCCCACCACCGACUUGGCUACAGGGUUGAGAAAGUUUGUCAGAUGGUACGUUAGUUAUUAUGGUAUUCAAUCAAGGGUAAAACAGGAAAUUCACAAUGGCAAGCCUGCUGAUUCUGCAUAAUAAUCAUCAUCACAUGAGUAUUUUUAUUUUUAUUUUUACUUUUUUGGAUUUUUCCCACUUAAAUUCUGUUUUUAAUUUUUUUUUCUAAUUAUUGUUGAUGUAUUAAGAUAAAAUUAAUAUUCGUAUUGUAUACAAAAAUCAUAAAAUGAGGUAGAGAGAGAGAGAGAGAGAGAG
Ilex paraguariensis (yerba mate) is the source of this 1708-nucleotide messenger RNA. NCBI's taxonomy places the organism in Eukaryota, Viridiplantae, Streptophyta, Magnoliopsida, Aquifoliales, Aquifoliaceae. The record is from the annotation of a GenBank genome assembly.